Molecule: messenger RNA, 4080 nt
Organism: Leptonychotes weddellii (Weddell seal)
Lineage: Eukaryota; Metazoa; Chordata; Mammalia; Carnivora; Phocidae
Source: RefSeq, a predicted model, not a curated record
AGUUCCAGGUCCCCUUGCUUCCCUCCCACCGCCCCGAACCGGUAGUCAACAGACCACGUUGCGAGCCUCGGAGACAUCGUAGAACUAGACCAGCUCCGGUACUCGUCUAGACGGCUGAGACUCUUCUUAGACGCUCACGGGCACGAGUCCUCCAACAACAGCAGCUGCUCUGUAGCACUUGUCCUGUCCUCUUUUCUCCACACCUUUGGCUAACCGGGAAGGCACUGAGUGACUGCUAUUAAUUCUAUUUAAAAUGGGUGUAAAGAAGAAGAAAGAAAUGCAAGUAACUGCAAUGACCAUUUGCCAUCAAGACCUUGAAACUUUGAGAUCUUUGGCUGAUGUGGAAGGAAAGAAUCUGGCUUCUUUGCUGUUACAUUGUGUACAGCUCACGGAUGGAGUGUCACAAAUCCAUUAUGUUAAACAGAUUGUGCCUUUACUGGAGAAGGCAGAUAAAAAUGGCGCAUGUGAUCCCACUAUUCGAAGUUGUUUGGAUAUUUUAGCAGGCAUUUAUCUUUCUUUGACUGUAAAGAAUCCCUUGAAGAAGGUCUUGGCAAGCUCACUAAAUGGCCUACCUGAAUUUUUUCUAACUGAGGCUAUACAAAGUUUUACUUCUCGUCUUCAGGAACAAUUGAAUACUACUGACCUAUAUUCUUAUAGGAAAGUAACUGACAAUAUAUCUUCCUGUAUGGAAAACUUUGACUUGGGUAGAGCAGGAGUUAAUAAUCUUCUUAAAAAUGUGCUUCAUUUUCUGCAGAAGAGUUUAAUUGAAAUCUCAGAAGAAAAUAGAAAAUUUGCUGGAAAUCAUAUAGUUCAAACGCAGUUGAUGAAUGACUUGUUGGUAGGCACUAGAGUUUCAGUGAUGUUAGUGCAGAAAAUACAAGACUUUCAGAGAAUUCAUUUGAAGACUUCCGGUUCUCCCACAUGGCAAAGUAUGUGUGGAUUGCUGAGUAUUUUCACCAAGUUUUUAAGCGAUGAUGACCUCUUACAGACAAUUCAGAGUACAUCUGGAUUAGCUGUUAUUCUUUUUAUUAAGGCUAUGUUUCAUCCCCCUGAAAAGAUUCCUGAUUUGAUUAGUAGUUUGCUUCUCCGUUCAGUGGACUGCACCAGCAUCCCCGACUGGUUUUUGAACUGCUGCAGGAGCCUCUGUUGUACUGAUGUCUCGCAGUCAACUCUCUUAUUCCUGUGUCAGGGGACACUCACCAUGUUGGACUGGCAGAAUGGGAGUAUGGGCCUAAGUGGGGAGGCCCUGCUCUUGAAUAUUGUGCAUGUCUUGUUCACCUUCAGUUCACAGAUCAAGGAAUCGACUCUGGAAUUGUUUCUGUCUAGAAUUUUGGCGUCCUGGACUAAUUCAGCCAUACAUGUCCUUGAAUCAAGUUCCCCAAGCCUAAAGGACAGUCUGAAUGGAAAUUCAAGUGUAGUUGGGAGACUUUUAGAAUAUGUCUAUACCCACUGGGAACAUCCACUGGAUGCUUUGAGACACCAAACCAAAAUUAUAUUCAGAAAUAUUCUCCAAAUGCACCAGCUCACUAAAGAAAAGUCAGACUCUGAAACGUCAGGUUUGGCUGCGGAUCGUUUCAUCUGUGAUCUGACUGAAAGUCUUCUGCAAUUGGAAUGGCAUGUGAAAGGGAAAUACGCAUGCCUUGGUUGUUUAGUAGAUUACGUAGGAAUUGGACAUAUUUUGGCACUAGCUAAAACUAUUCCAUCACAAAUCUUAGAGGUGAUGGGAGACCAGUCCUUGGUACCUUAUGCAAGUGACCUCUUGGAAACCAUGUUCAGAAAUCACAAGAGUCAUUUGAAGUCCCAGGCUGUCGACAGUACUUGGAUUGAUGAGUGGCAUGAGACUUGGGUUUCUCCUCUCCUUUUUAUACUGUGUGAAGGAAAUCUGGAUCAGAAAUCUUACGUGAUUGAUUAUUACUUGCCAAAAUUAUUGAACUGCAGCCCUGAAAGCUUAAGCUACAUGGUAAAGAUUCUUCAAACUUCUGCUGAUGCUAAAACUGGGUCUCACAAUAGUAGAGGGGCUCUGGGAGCUUUGAUGGCAUGUCUGCGAACAGCUAGAGCUCAUGGACAUCUUCAGUCUGCAACUGGUGCCUGGAGGAACCUUGUGUCCAGUGCAAGAAUAAAACAAGGCUUAAUUCAUCAGCACUGCCAAGUACGGAUAGAUACAUUAGGCUUGCUUUGUGAAAGUAAUCGAAGCACAGAAAUCGUUUCCAUGGAAGAAAUGCAGUGGAUUCAAUUCUUUAUCACAUACAAUCUUAACAGUCAGUCCCCAGGAGUACGACAGCAGAUUUGUUCUCUUCUUAAAAAGUUGUUUUGUAGGAUACAGGAAAGUUCUCAGGUGCUUUAUAAACUGGAGCAAAGUAGAUCCAAACAUGAGUCAGAGAAUGAGUUAACCAAACAGCACCCUUCUGUUUCUUUACAGCAGUAUAAGAAUUUCAUGUCAUCCAUUUGCAACCGUCUUUUUGAGGCACUGUUUCCUGGGUCUUCCUACCCAACUAGAUUUUCAGCUUUAACCAUUUUAGGCUCAGUAGCUGAAGUUUUUCCUGUCCCAGAAGGUCAAGUCCAAACAGUGUAUCAGCUGAGUCAUGAUAUUGAUGUAGGUCGUUUCCAAACACUAAUGGAAUGUUUUACCAGCACUUUUGAGGAAGUGAAGAUUUUAGCAUUUGAUCUUCUAAUGAAGUUACCAAAAACAGUUGUACAAUUUCAGGAUUCAGAGAAACUGCAAGCCUUAUUCCAAGCAGCCCUGGAGCUCAGCUCAAGCACUAAACCAUACGACUGUGUGACAGCUUCCUACCUGUUGAACUUCUUAAUCUGGCAGGAUGCCCUGCCCUCAUCUCUGUCUGCCUCCUUACAAACUCAGCAAGCUUCAUGUGGAAAUGGAGAUAAGUCUGCUGUUGUGGUGGAGAGGAACACAUUAAUGGUUAUCAAAUGCUUGUUGGAAAAUCUUGAGGAAGAAGUAUCUCAGGCUGAAAAUUCUCUCCUUCAGGCAGCAGCAUCAUUUCCACUGUAUGGGCGAGUUCACUGUAUAACGGGCGCUUUGCAGAGGUUAUCUCUAAACAGCCUACGGUUGGUGAGUGAAUGGAGACCUGUGGUAGAGAAGCUCCUUUUGAUGUCUUACAGGCUUUCUGCUGUGGUGUCUCCAGUCAUUCAGAGCUCCUCCCCAGAAGGCCUCAUCCCAAUGGACACUGAUUCAGAGUCAGCAAGCCGCUUACAGACGAUUCUGAGUGAGAUUCAACCGCGAGAUACUAAUGAUUACUUCACUCAAGCCAAAAUACUCAAAGAACGUGAUAGCUUUGAUUUGGAGGACUUGAAUGCCAGUGUGCCAAAUAUUGGUGCUUCAGCAGAGAUCAAAGGUAAAGAAAGAAAAACAUGUGAUGUAACUGCUCAGAUGGUGCUGGUAUGUUGUUGGCGAAGUAUGAAGGAGGUCGCUUUACUUUUAGGCACACUGUGCCAGCUUCUUCCCAUGCAGUCCAUGCCAGAAUCUUCCAAUGGCUUACUGACAGUGGAGCAGGUAAAAGAAAUAGGAGAUUACUUUAAACAACACCUCUUACAGUCCAGGCACAGAGGAGCGUUUGAACUGGCUUACACUGGCUUUGUGAAACUUACUGAAAUACUAAACAGGUGCCCCAAUGUGAGUCUGCAAAAGCUACCGGAACAGUGGUUAUGGAAUGUUUUAGAGGAAAUUAAAUGCAGUGAUCCUUCAUCUAAACUCUGUGCUACAAGGCGCAGUGCUGGAAUUCCUUUCUACAUACAGGCGCUAUUGGCAUCUGAACCUAAGAAAGGCAAAAUGGAUUUGUUGAAAAUAACAAUGAAAGAGUUAAUCACAUUGGCUGGGCCUACAGAUGACUCACGGAGCACAGUCUCCAAGGUUCAUGCUUUAAAUAUCCUUAGAGCCUUGUUCAGAGAUACACGUCUGGGAGAAAAUAUUAUUCCGUAUGUUGCUGACGGAGCUAAAGCUGCAAUUCUAGGCUUUACAUCACCAGUCUGGGCAGUGAGAAAUUCAUCCACACUUCUUUUUAGUACCUUGAUCACAAGAAUAUUUGGAGUUAAAAGGGGAAAGGAUGAACUCUCCAAAAAAAAUAG